CAAAAUCGUGUCGGGUAGUGUAAUUUACCGGUUGCGCUAAUAUUGAGUUCUGAUUUGCUGAUCUGGUUAAAAGUCAAGAUAUUCGAAAAUGGUUGAUGAAUGGUUGCAUAGCAAUCUAAACAACGCAUCGUUCAUUGAAUCACCUGCCGUGUAGGCUAUAUAUACAUCCGCUUGCAACUGGCCAGUAAUUGAAAGGGAUCUGGAGCAGCGCUUACACUUGCAAAGUGGAUAGGCCUGUCUUGCGCAUGCCAAGUACAGCUAAUUUAGCGUCAAUAGAUGCUGGAGCAAAUAUUUAUACCUUGUUUUGUGUUGAUUGACUGUUCCACUACGCGCUGCAGGCUGAAAAAGGCAUCAUUAUUUUCAAUUUACAUAAGUAUACUGGAAUGGCAUUGCAGCCAUAGUAUACCGACUCAAAAAGAAUCAAAUGUGCUUUCAAUCGUUCCAUUAAUCAAAUCUGAGGUACUAGGAAAAAUACCCAGAAUAACAACUGAGUUAAAAGCCAGCAGAAUAUACGAGUCUUAUCAUGUAAAACAGAUUCCACCAACAACGGUUAUAUUUGAUAAACAGCGAAGGCAACCUCAUGAAAUUGCCAAAAACGAAUCACAAUUUACAAAUCAAAAUAGAGUGGCGCGCUUGGUGUCUACAGACAUUCUCAGCCGCAAUAUUUCUAACAUUUUGGAAAACCUUCUUAAACGCUAUGAACAGUCACAACUUCCCACACAUGGACAGGGGAUGCCUACAGUGGUGCAAACCAAUAUACUUAUACGAAGCAUGGGCCCGGUGUCCGAACUUGACAUGGAAUAUUCGAUGGAUUGCUAUUUUAGACAGUAUUGGCGAGAUGAGCGGCUAAGUUUUAAGGGACCAAUUAAAAGUUUAUCCUUGAGCAUUAAGAUGCUAGACAAAAUCUGGCGACCAGACACCUACUUUUAUAAUGGAAAGCAUUCUCAUAUACACACAAUCACUGUGCCAAACAAAUUACUUAGACUUGAUCAAGACGGCGGAAUUCUUUAUUCGAUGAGAUUAACCAUUAAAGCCACAUGUCCCAUGGAGCUGAAAAACUUUCCAAUGGAUAGACAGUCGUGUCCCCUUAUAAUUGGAAGCUAUGGCUAUACGAACCAACAGCUAGUGUACGAGUGGAAAAAUCAAGAUGAUGCAGUUUCAUUUGUGCCCGGAAUGACUCUUAACCAAUUUGAUCUCAUUAGCAUGAUGCACCGCAAUUUUACAUCAACACGACGGGAGGGUGACUUUUCAGUAUUGCAUGUAGCAUUCAACCUCAAACGUCACACAGGAUACUUUCUUAUCCAAGUUUAUGUGCCCUGCAUUUUGAUCGUGGUAUUGUCUUGGGUUUCAUUUUGGAUACAUCGUGAGGCCACUAGCGACCGUGUCGGUCUCUGUGUGACAGCAGUUUUAACGCUAUCCACCAUAAGUUUGGACUCUAGGACUGACUUGCCCAAGGUCAAGUAUGCCACUGCACUGGACUGGUUCCUUCUGAUGAGUUUCCUCUAUUGCAUAGCCACAUUGCUAGAAUUUGCUGGUGUUCAUUAUUUUACUAAGCUUGGUAGUGGCGAAAUACCACGUCUGGAAGAGCACUUGGAAAAUAUCAGGAAAACUAACAUUCUACCAGCACAUGUCAUUGAAGCCAACGAAGAAGUAAGUGACGAAGAUAUAGAAGAUGAUGGCAGCGAUGAGAUCAGUGAGCAACUGAAUUCAGAGAAUGAUAUUUGCGUUUGUUCUGAACAUGAAACUCUUCGAUUCGAAUCUGCAGAAUCAUUACCAGUAGCACUAGAUGACACCGGUUUUCAUAAACGCAAGGCCCUCACUUGUCCUAUCUUCAACGCUCCAACAUUACUCUUUCCCAAGACUUCCUCGCGUACAACCACCAUGGAACGAACGACGCAAACGGAACCGCCAGUCGUUUCGCGUAUGCGUCAGAUAUGGCUCUGCCUAAAGAGCGACGAAAAGUUCCGAAAACAGCGUGAACGCGACGCAGCUGCAGAAAAGACUGAACAAGGUCGCAACGUGAGCUAUGUAAACAGCGUUUCGCUAAUCGACCGCAUCGCGCGCAUUGCUUUUCCCAUGUCAUUUGCGAUUUUUAAUCUUUUAUACUGGUUGGCCUACGGAAUGUAUAAAAAAGAGUUUUCAUGGUCCACUAUAAAGACAUAGCUUUCUUCGAUUUCGCUGUAGUAUUUUGAAGAUUGCUUUUGCAUUGGGUUCAAUAAUGUAUGUUAACAAUUUUAUUAUUCGACGAACAAUGCUGGUGAGGGACACUGCAAAUACAGAGUGGCUUAGAAAAGCUGUAAGAUUAAAUAAACUCAAAUACAGUUUGAAUACUAUUUUGAUAUUAUUUUGAUAAAGGGCAUACAACAGAUCAAGCCCGAGUGCAUAGCGUUGAGCGGACUGAGUGAUUUUCAUUGCUAUUGAAAGCGGGGGAGUCCAAAACAUGAGAGCAAACGGAACGGACUAAUAUAGUUCAACAGCCCUGGAAAAGUAGAUAUAUGAUCAGUAACCCAUCGCUCAAAAACAAACGGAUUGAAUUUUUCGCUUGUCGAGAAUAAAGCCAAGUUUGUUAGGUUUAAGCGAUUUCGCGUUCUGACUUUCUGUUUUUGGAAUUUUUUCAAGCGGUCGGAAAAGCCCGACAGCUCACAACACCGAUCGUUCUUUACUUCUUCGAAACUUUUUUAACAUUAAUUAUAAUUGAAAAUUCUAUUUCAUACGAAGGCAGUCCCAUAAGUAGCCGACCUAACCACUAAAACAGAGAAAUUUUGAUAUUUUUGAUGAAUGUUGAAUUCCUUUAACUCUUUAUUGGCCAAAUGCUGUCGUUUAUUUUUCAAGUCCUCAUUAAAUCGAUCCAAUUAUAAUUAGUUCGCCAUUGCCUGUUUUACCCAUUCUGAAAGUAAUCAAUGUGGGUAUGCGUUCAUUCCAAAAAAUGGGCGCCAUGGCUUUAUUGGCUGAAAACACCACUUUGGUAUUCCUUGUAACAGAAUCUCCCUGAGAAACCUACUUUUUUUACUGCAUUGGUCUCUUGUGCGUUGCGGCCGAUCUUCAGCUUAUCCACGGUUACGAAACGGCACAAAAACUCGUCCUUAUUGUGGUUAAACAACGCCAAAGACUUCUUUGAAGUUGUAACACAAGUGCGUUGUUAGCCGAUUGCACUACUCGACCAAAUUUAACUUUUUCUUCCUGCUGUAGACCAAAAUGACUUUUUCUGAUAGA
Molecule: messenger RNA, 3213 nt
Organism: Drosophila obscura
Lineage: Eukaryota; Metazoa; Arthropoda; Insecta; Diptera; Drosophilidae
Product: gamma-aminobutyric acid receptor subunit alpha-6
Exons: 6
Coding region: 277-2163 (628 amino acids)
Biological process (GO): monoatomic ion transmembrane transport; regulation of membrane potential; chemical synaptic transmission
Cellular component (GO): synapse; neuron projection; membrane
Molecular function (GO): GABA-A receptor activity; extracellular ligand-gated monoatomic ion channel activity; neurotransmitter receptor activity
Source: RefSeq, a predicted model, not a curated record